This is a messenger RNA of Homarus americanus (American lobster), 1276 nucleotides long. RefSeq names its product salivary glue protein Sgs-3-like. The record is from RefSeq and is a predicted model, not a curated record. Bases 262 to 969 code for a protein of 235 amino acids. The transcript has 5 exons. NCBI's taxonomy places the organism in Eukaryota, Metazoa, Arthropoda, Malacostraca, Decapoda, Nephropidae.
AGGCAGUUGACAAAAGCUAAAAGGUAUACCAGCAGUGGUUCACGCAGGUAUACCAGCAGUGGUUCAUACACACGUCCCACAACACCACCACCACCUCAAGAAAUACCUUCGCGGGUGACCUACUUCUCAGCUGUUGACAGCUACACAGUACCAGGAUAAAGCUAGCUGGCAACCCUCGGCCGGUGUAGGAGGCCUACCUGGUAUAAAUAAAGGACAAUUUUCACUUUCGGGAGCCAUUUGAGCGAAGGAGAACCGAAGACCAUGAAGCUGCUUAUGUUGUUGUUGGUGUGUGUGGGAGUGGCGCUGGCGGGGGUAGUGCAGCCUGUGGCCAACUCUCCUCCACAGUCGAGAGGUGACUUCGGGGCCUCCGUCACCAGCUUCGUCAACAAGUUUACCACCCCGUGUACUACCACCGUCACCGAAUAUACUACGAUUGAGGCUGUUGAAACCGUGCUGGCGACGUGUGCCAUUUACCUGGAUGAAGUGCCCUGUGGUAGACUGGGCGACGUAUCCGGUACUACAUCUUCUGCCCCAGCCACCACUGUUGUGACUACUGCUCCUACCACCACCAUCAUCACCCCCACCACUACCAUCGUUACUGUCACCACUACCACCAUCGUUCCGACCACCAACCCUCCACUCUCAAGUUCUCUGUCUCCUACGACUCACACGGAGACUGGUGACGUUGAUGAGGAGACUGAGGCUGAGACUGAGGAUGCUAGUAAUCAAACGGAGACGCCAGAACCAGAACAAGACAAUUUGCUUCUCCCUGAUGUUCCCGAAAGCAGGGAGUUGUUGAUGCCCAGGAGCUUCUUCAGUUGUUCCACCGUGACCCACACCUACUCCAUGAACUCCAUCAGCGCUAUCACCACCUUCGUCAGCACCAUUAUCGCCACCUCGGGAUGUGAUGCCCCUACUCUCUCCUACGCACCAUGUCUCGGGCCCACAGCCAUAUAUUCAAUGCCUUAGGGCUAUAUGGUGCAUGUCUAGUUCACGCAGGGGUUGUGAUCCACUGGCCGCUGACCAUCGUCUCGCCACAAGUCAGGGCAGCUGUGGCCGUCUGGUUCCACAACAGUUGCAGUAACAAGUUCAACAGAGUGUGGUUUAUCUACUAUGUUUAUUAACAUACUUGGCCCUCUUUGUGUUUAUUAGAAGUCUUGUAAACACAUUCAUAUUGUAUCAAAGGUGCCAUGUUGACUCUUCAAUGUAAACUGGUGAAUGUAUAAUCUAUUUUAUCUACUUAGCAAUGAUUUAAAAAUGAAUUUCUGAUCAAUUA